AUGCACGCCGGAAAUCACAGUAUGGAGGACAUUGUGACGGUCGCCAGCACGAGCACACCAACCACGAACACCGUUCAGCCCAGCGUAAACGACAUGGACUGGUUUGCCGGUGUGGCCGAGGAGGAAUUGCUGUACUACACGGGUGUCGGGAACGACGUCGACUCACUUUGGGCUGUGAUCGGGAGCUUCGUGCCACCGCCGCCUAGGCCGCCUUAUUUACCAGAGGAGGGUGUUACCACCGACGGGCUCACCACCUGUGAUUUGUGCUCGUGGGCGUGGAGGAACGACAGGCAUUCCUUUUCCCUCGACGGCACUCUUGAAGCUCCUGGAGAACUUGGAUGGGUGCUGACUCUAGUGAUAGUGUCGUUAGUAUCGGCUGGUAUCGGCGCUGUGGUUAUGGUGACGCUUCUUCACUGUCGAAGACUGAAAAGCACCGGUGGAAGAGCGAGUUGCUGUAGCGUCGGCGUCGAGGACUCGAACGCUCAGGAAGCCGGUGGCCCAGGUGGCGGAGGCGGAGCAGGCGGUGGAGUGGCCGUUAUACCCGACCGGCCGCCCCUUGAACUCGAUAAACUGCCGCCUUAUCACGAUGUCGCUCCUAGUCCUGGGCACAAUGUGUGGUCGUGGUUAGGCUCGCGACGCGGCGGCGGUACACCGGGAGUCGUCACGACACCCCUGUCGCUUCCGCAACACAGACGGGCGAUGAAUCUCCCGGUGGAGAACCACUACACCCACAUGCAAACGGACGAGGCUCUGUACGCAGAACUGGACUCUCAGGCCGCGAGCUACGCGAGCGAUCUUCAGCUACAAAUGAGAGGAAGCUCGACGUACGGUACAACUUCCGGCGGUCAGGACGACGAGUACCACGAGCUAGACGCCGCGAGGUUACAUCGUCAUUACGGUGGUAGCAACGGUGACGGAUCAUUACAAAGGGACACGCUUCGUACGCGGCACAGUAAAAGGUUACAAGAACCGGAUUACGAGAUGUACGAGAAUGGACCAUCGACGCCUGUUCCGCCAGGUCAGAUGCAACAUCAUCAUCAUCACCAUCACCAUCACAAUCACCAUCAUCAUCACCAGGACCUGCGGAUCGGUAGCAGAAACGGCGAUCAUCCGUCGUACCAAAACACAGCGUACACCGGAAGCGACGCGGAACCGGAUGGUCCAACUUUGAGCAGCGCGCCAAGCAGCGCUUACUACAGCGACCUGAGCUCGAAUUCAGCGAAUCAACAGAUGCCCGCAGCUGCGUCUUCAGGGAAUAACACGAAUAUCCAUCUGAAUCCGCAGGGUCUGGAAACGCCUCAGUAUCGACUGGCGGCGAUAAACGAGAGCUCGGUGCCUUCGGACUAUAUCUAG
Messenger RNA from Habropoda laboriosa, 1353 nucleotides. Its product is annotated as TSC22 domain family protein 1. Lineage: Eukaryota; Metazoa; Arthropoda; Insecta; Hymenoptera; Apidae. Bases 1 to 1353 code for a protein of 450 amino acids. The record is from RefSeq and is a predicted model, not a curated record. The transcript is spliced from 7 exons.